UCCUUGUAUAGCACACAGUACACCCAUACGGCCAUACGGCCAUACCAGUCCUAGAGUUGUUGGAUAAAAGACUACUACUACAAUCUUGACUCCCUAUCAAUGCAAUUAACAUUGGCAGCCAUGGCCGCAUACAGUAUCCUCACAUCUGCUUCAAAUCCGACAUUAUCUCACCUGCCACCCUUCUCCUUUUCUUCAACACCCAUUAAUCUUACCUCUUCUUCCUUCAAUGGACUCUCUUUCAAAGUUUCUUCUCCAACCCAAUCUCUUUCUCUUUCCGCUUCCUCCUCUGCUAAACCUCUCACCAUUGUUGCUGCUACCAAAAAAGCUGUUUCUGUUCUUAAGGGAAAUUCCAACGUUGAGGGUGUCGUCACUUUAAGUCAAGAAGAUGACGGUCCAACUACAGUCAAUGUUCGUAUUACUGGGCUAACUCCAGGAAAACAUGGAUUUCACUUGCAUGAAUAUGGAGAUACAACAAAUGGAUGCAUGUCCACAGGUGCUCAUUUUAAUCCAAAUAAAAUGACACAUGGUGCUCCGGAAGAUGAAAUCCGGCAUGCGGGUGACCUGGGAAACAUUGUUGCUAACACAGAUGGAGUAGCUGAGGCUACUAUAGUGGAUAAUCAGAUUCCAUUAAGUGGACCAAAUUCAGUUGUUGGUAGAGCCUUGGUGGUCCAUGAGCUAGAGGAUGAUCUUGGAAAGGGAGGACAUGAACUUAGUCUGACCACUGGAAAUGCUGGGGGCAGAAUGGCUUGUGGUGUUGUUGGCUUAACUCCGGUGUGAUCUUAUCAGUUCGCGGAAGUUCUUCAAUGCUAAAGAUUUUCGAUAAUAUAAUGUAUGAUUUAUUAUAAGUUAUAUUUUUAAGUGAACAAUAAAAUACCGUAUUGUUAUGGGUACUAAACUCAAGUAGAUGUAUCUUUGUGCUAACUAUGCUAAGAAAUGGCCCUUAAAUUUUGAGAGCUGAUAAUAAAAAAAGGAGAAUUCCAGCUUUCAUAUAAAAACAUAACGAAAGGAAAAGAAGCAAGGUAGCGCUCACCGCAACCUCAAAGCGCAAAUUCACAACCAAAUCCGAAACAAGAAAAGCGCAAGAGAAAAGAAGUUGUUGAUCGAGAACUUCACUCUUUUUAUCCAUAGAGCGAUUGAGCUACGAAUAGUACUCUAAGGAAAAACUUAAUGAAUCUGGUAGAGGAGUGUUUGGCUAGCUACCUUCGACCAGCUUUAUUUGCACUCUUAAAACAAUAUUUCUUAAGAGUUGAAA
Messenger RNA from Amaranthus tricolor (Joseph's coat), 1252 nucleotides. RefSeq names its product superoxide dismutase [Cu-Zn], chloroplastic. Bases 100 to 777 code for a protein of 225 amino acids. Lineage: Eukaryota; Viridiplantae; Streptophyta; Magnoliopsida; Caryophyllales; Amaranthaceae. Gene Ontology annotation, biological process: removal of superoxide radicals. The record is from RefSeq and is a predicted model, not a curated record. The transcript has 8 exons. Gene Ontology annotation, molecular function: copper ion binding; superoxide dismutase activity.